AUGGCGGGUCUUUUGCAACUCACGGCCUCCAUUUCAGGACUGAAAGAGAAGGUUGACGUGGCCGACCAAGGACCUGCCAGCAAAGCACAGCAGAAUUCUGUCUAUUCUACCUGUCUGUUCCCAAACAUCCCGCCUGUAAAGAUGCCCUUAGGGGAAAUAGACAGCUUCACGUGCCUGGUUGAAGGAGUCGACCCCGACAGCCUCUCGGUGAGAUGGUUCCGCAACGACGAAGAACUUCCACCAACUUCCAUCGACUCCAUCGGCAGUCCUGUGCAGACCGAGAUCCCAGAGGAGCUCUACACCAUGAGCACAUUGCACAUCCCUGUGGAGGACUGGACUGAAAGAGAUAUCUUCACUUGUACGGUGGAACUAAACGCGCUUCCCUCCCUGAGAGCUCGGAGGACCGCGGACAAGGACACGGAAAACCCGUCGGCCUCUGACAAGUCCCUCUUUGGGCCACGUUUCCAGGAGGAUAAGAAUAAUUACGAGGUAUCCUUUGGCUGCCUCACGCAAGGACACCUGUCAAAAUACGUCACUCUCGUGUGGCUCAAAAACACCAUCCCCUUUACAGAUGAUGUUUUGUACACAGGGGAAGGCUAUCGCAGACAGGUCCACAAGACAUCCGUGCCACUCACAUGGCUACGACGGAGAGCUCCCUUCGCCCCUCGUCUGAGCCUCCAAGGUGACUGUCAGGCUCUCUUAUCAAGGCCGGCGAUUCGAUGCCAGAGCACAGCUGCUGUCGCAGGGGCACAGAUUGCCCUGCCUCCUGCCCCUCCACCCACGGAGAGCGCUCUCUCCGUGGGAGACCUUGGCCAGGUUGCACAGGAGCUCAGCUUUCAGGAACUGGGCCUCGGCUCCUACACCCCAGUGGGCCUAAUCCAGAACUUGUUGGAGUGCCUCCACGUGGACGUGGGGUUACCUUGGUGGGGAGCCAUCGUGGCAGGGACAGUGACGGCGCGGUGCUUGAUUUUCCCACUCAUUGUGAAAGGCCAGCGCGAGGCCAUGAAGCUCAACAACCACCUGCCGCAAAUUAACGCACUGACGAGCCGCAUGAACGAGGCCAAGCGCUCAGGGAACCAGUUUGAAUUCGCAAAGGCUUACUCGGAUCUGACCCUCUACCAGAGAGCCCACGACGUUAACCCACUGCGAGGGUUCCUUGUGCCCAAAGUCCACGCGCCCAUUUUCAUUUCCUUCUUCAUCGCCCUGCGCAAGAUGGCCGAGCUGCCCGUGCCCAGCCUGCAGACGGGAGGCUUGUGGUGGUUCACGGAUCUCUCGGCCGCCGACCCUUAUUACAUCUUGCCCUUGUCGGUGACGGUCACCAUGUGGGCCAUCUUGGAGGUAAGGCUCGGGCAGUCGAGGAGGUGUUCGGAGGUCGAUGAAGUCAACAUCGGCUGA
This is a messenger RNA of Gekko japonicus, 1395 nucleotides long. It is a transcript of the gene OXA1L, whose product is annotated as mitochondrial inner membrane protein OXA1L. Gene Ontology annotation, molecular function: membrane insertase activity. The transcript is spliced from 9 exons. The record is from RefSeq and is a predicted model, not a curated record. Gene Ontology annotation, cellular component: mitochondrial inner membrane. NCBI's taxonomy places the organism in Eukaryota, Metazoa, Chordata, Lepidosauria, Squamata, Gekkonidae. The coding region runs from base 1 to 1395 and encodes 464 amino acids. Gene Ontology annotation, biological process: mitochondrial respiratory chain complex IV assembly; protein insertion into mitochondrial inner membrane from matrix.